This is a messenger RNA of Cryptomeria japonica (Japanese cedar), 2294 nucleotides long. RefSeq names its product nuclear pore complex protein NUP58. Gene Ontology annotation, molecular function: structural constituent of nuclear pore. The transcript is spliced from 7 exons. NCBI's taxonomy places the organism in Eukaryota, Viridiplantae, Streptophyta, Pinopsida, Cupressales, Cupressaceae. Gene Ontology annotation, cellular component: nuclear pore. Bases 89 to 1588 code for a protein of 499 amino acids. The record is from RefSeq and is a predicted model, not a curated record. Gene Ontology annotation, biological process: nucleocytoplasmic transport.
ACAGGGUUUUGAAUCAGGGAAUAACACUUCUUUAUCUGAAUUUGGUCCCGUUGAUAAGAAAUAGAAAGAGGAAGAGGGUAAGAAAUUAAUGGCGUUCGGCGCGUUGAGAGCUCCAGGCGCGCCUUCUUCUGGAUUCGGCGGCUUCGGUUCGAGUCCCGCACCCUCUUUUCAGCAGCAGCAACAGCCGAGUGUGCAAAGCCAACAACAUAUUCAUCUCUUCACCAACGAAAAAACGCCUGUAACAUAUCAAACCAAGUGGGCCGACAUUCAUCCUGAUUCGCAGAAGCUUCUAUUGCAAAUCGAGGAAAGAAUUUUGGAGUAUAGGCAUGAGAGUCAGAUGCUUGAUCAGUGUGGCCGGUUGUAUGACGUUUCAGCAUUGAAUGAGGAUUUUGAGCAUGAUGCUGCUCGUAUAUUGCAGGAACUUAGAGGAAAUAGCACUGCUUUAGAAAGAGAGAAGGUGCUGCUCCAGGAGCUAAUGAAUGUUGUGAAUGGUAUGCUGAGAAAUGCUGAGGUUGCAGUUCGAUCUUUUAUGAUUAUACGGCCCAGGUUCAUUCGUCCAGAGGCUUCACCUAGUACUCAGCCUGCAACGACAACAGCAGUAUCGACCAAUUUUCCAAAUUCAACAGCCUCGCAGAUACCUACUUCUACUACAUCUUUGAUGGAUUUUUAUAGUGGGUUACCAAAAAAACCAUCUCCAUUUUUACAGCAGACAGUUGCCAGGUUUGAGAGACAACUUGCAGAGUGCAAACAGUGGAUUGAAGAGUUAGAGCGCUUGCUUCUUUCUGCAAAUGAUGAGGCUGUGAGCUCAAGUUCUGAUCUGACACUGUUGCAGUCUUUGCCAUCAGUAAUAUCCAACACACAUGAUUUCUUCAUAUAUGUUGCUGCUGAGGUUGAGACUAUCCAUCAGCGAAUAGAAUCAAUGCGUGCUGCUUAUCUUGCUGAUCAACGCCGCAGGGGAGAUGAGAGUGAUCCUUUCCUUGAGGCUGAUAGAAGGGAACUGGCAAAGCGAGAAGCAGCAGCAAAGAGAGUUCAUCCAGCAUUGCAUGCUUCAUCUUUUUCACAGCCUUCUACUCAGGUUACUGGAUUAUUCACAAGUUCAGUAGCACCUGCGACUGGCUUUUCUGGUGCAUCUCCUUCCACACAGUCAAGUCAGGGGGCCUUUUCUUCUUCUGGAGUGGGGUUUUCUAUGUUUAACACUCCAGCAUCAUCCUCUUCGAGCUCAUCCUUUCUUUUGUCAGCGCCAACGGCCUCUUCAUCUAGUGCGUUUGGUUCUUCUGCGGCCUCACAGACACAAGCAAUGUUUGGGUCUUCUCAAACAUCCUCAAUAUUUGGGGCAAAUACUUCUUCCUCUUUUCCAUUAACCACAGCAACUGCAAGCACUUCAUCAGUGUUUUCUACACCAGCUUUUGGCACAGGGUCCACUUCUGGUAAUUUGUUUGGUGCAUCUUCAGGGAGCACAACAAAUUUGUUUGGAGCAUCGGCUUCACCUUCUCCAAGCCUUUUUGGUGGUGCUGGAAAUGCUUCAGGUUCAAGUUUUGGAGCAAAUACCAAAUCUACAAAGCCCAAGCCUCGAACAUCACGGCGCUAAGUUGUAGAGAGUGUUUAUAUUUGGAGAAUUUGUUUGAGGUUGCUGAGCGCAAAUGUUAAUCGGCAUUGUAUGUGAUCAAAGAAAUCAGAUCGAGAUAUGAUUGGUUUCUUAGACUAUUCUGUAUAAGCAUUGAAGUGGUAUGUUAGAGGAACUAGUCUAAUCAUACCUCUCGUUGCUCGCUGUUCUCUUCGGUAGUGAAUAGAUUGUGGGUUUGAAACAAAGGGGUAAUGAAUCUCCAUUAAAGGCAUCCCCACCAUUGCCCAUUGCUUCAGCAAUUUUGGUAACUUAAUUCUGACAAAUGAAAUAAUUCUACGCAUUACAAGAAACACCUUAAUUAGCCUAAUUUGGACAGUUGAUGCAGAUUUCUGACAGACAGGUUACAGAAGCAACCUUAAUAGAGAUAUUCCACAAUAUUAUCAGAUGAGCUUACCUCAGGUUUCUGUGACAAUAAGUGAAGCAAUGUGGGAUUGUAGCUGGUUCUUUGCAAAUAGCGACAGUUAUUAGUAAAGAGCAGUAUACAAGAGAACUCUGUAUGCUAAAGACUUCUAAAUUAUGAGGUCAAAGCAGUUUGUUCAGAGUUAUGUAGAUUAGUUUGUGUGAGAUAUCUAUAUGAACAAUUUUUUACAUUUGACCUAAAGUUACCCGCAUCACAAUUACGUUAUGUUUUCUCGUAAAUAUGAUUCAGAAUUUCCAUUUUAUUUUCAUC